CACCGCCUCUGAAUUUCGGCUGCACACAGAGGCAGGCAGGCAGGCAGGCAAGCGAGGGAGAACGGAGGAAAUUUCCUGCUUGGUUGCGAACGGGGUUCCUGCAGCCGCGUCGGGUAGGGUGAAUGCCUGGGCGUCCCCUGCUUGCUGCCUCGGUUCGCAACCGGCGGGGUGAGGAGGGUAUGAGGAGCCGGCGUGCCUCGAGGAGCCGAGCUGGGCGAGCCCCUGGAAGCCUAUAGCAUUGUCUUCCAUUAGAUCCAAGAUGGAAUAUUUUUGUUCAAUAUUACUAAUUUCCAUUAGUUUUCUACAUUCUGAAGCAUUACAUGACAAUGGAACUGCAUCACAUAAUGAAACAACAACAGAUCCUCCAAGAGAAAAUGGUCAGCCAUCGCAUUUACUGACUUCAGUGCUGAUCCUGAUUUUAGUGUUCAUAAUUUUAAUUAUUUUAGCUGGCUAUUUCUUUAGGUUCCGAAGACACAGAAAAGCGGUUGUAAAUUCCACUGAUAAAAAAAUGCCAAAUGGAAUCUUAGAAGAGCAAGAACAGCAGAGAGUGAUGCUUCUCAGACAGUCUCCUUCUGGACCAAAGAAGUAUUUUCCUAUUCCAGUAGAGUUCUUGGAAGAAGAAAUCCGGAUAAGAGCAGCUGAUGAUGGGAAGUUGUUUCGGGAAGAGUUUAAUUCAUUACCACCUGGAUAUUUGCAAGGAACACUUGAGAUGGCAAACAAAGAGGAAAAUAGAGAAAAAAACAGAUACCCCAACAUAUUACCUUAUGAUCAUUCCAGAGUAACUUUAAUGCAAAUAGAUGGAUUUCAGUGUUCAGACUAUAUUAAUGCUUCAUAUAUAGAUGGCUUCAAGGAAAAGAAUAAAUUUAUAGCGGCUCAAGGUCCUAAACAGGACACAGUAAAUGAUUUCUGGAGGAUGAUAUGGGAACAGAAGUCUGCAACUAUUGUCAUGUUAACAAAUGUGAAAGAGAGAAAAGAGGACAAAUGUUUCCAGUAUUGGCCUGAUCAAGGAUGCUGGACUUAUGGAAACAUCCGAGUUUGUGUGGAGGACUGUAUAGUUCUUGUAGAUUACACCAUUCGAAAGUUUUGUAUUCAUCCGCAGGUUUCUGAUGGCUGUAAAGCACCGAGACUUGUCACUCAGCUUCAUUUCACCAGCUGGCCUGAUUUUGGAGUGCCUUUUACCCCCAUUGGAAUGCUUAAAUUCCUAAAGAAAGUCAAAUCAUUGAAUCCUGCACAUGCUGGACCAAUUGUGGUUCACUGUAGUGCUGGUGUGGGUCGUACAGGCACAUUCAUAGUAAUAGAUGCCAUGAUUGACAUGAUGCAUGCUGAACAAAAAGUUGAUGUUUUCGAGUUUGUGGCAAGAAUUCGUAGCCAACGUCCACAGAUGGUUCAGACAGAUAUGCAGUAUUCCUUCAUAUAUCAAGCCUUACUUGAAUACUACCUCUAUGGUGACACAGAACUGGAUGUAUCCUCCUUAGAAAAACACCUGCAGCCAUCAAAUAGCACCACACCAAAUCUUGUUAAGAUAGGAUUGGAAGAAGAGUUUAAAAAAUUAACAAAUGUUCGAAUAAUGAAAGAAAACAUGAGAACUGGUAAUCUGCCAGCAAAUAUGAAGAAAGCCAGAGUUAUCCAAAUAAUCCCUUAUGACUUUAACAGAGUGAUUCUUUCAAUGAAACGAGGUCAGGAGUACACAGAUUAUAUCAAUGCUUCCUUUAUAGAUGGUUAUCGCCAAAAGGAUUACUUCAUUGCAACUCAAGGACCUCUUCCUCAUACUGUGGAAGACUUCUGGCGAAUGGUAUGGGAGUGGAAAUGCCACACCAUCGUUAUGCUUACAGAAGUUCUGGAAAGGGAGCAAGAAAAAUGUUUUCAGUAUUGGCCAUCAGAAGGUUCUGUUUCUUAUGGCGAUAUUACCAUUGAUAUUAAGAAUGACUUGCUUGUUGAUACUAUAAGCAUAAGGGACUUUUUGAUUACACACAACCAGGAGAAGCAAGGCAGAGUUAUUCGACAGUUUCAUUUUCAUGGAUGGCCUGAGAUAGGCAUUCCGACUGAAGGGAAAGGUAUGAUUGACCUCAUCGCAGCUGUUCAGAAACAGCAACAGCAGACAGGAAACCAUCCCAUUACAGUACACUGCAGCGCUGGAGCUGGAAGAACAGGCACAUUCAUAGCACUCAGCAAUAUUUUGGAACGAGUCAAAGCUGAGGGGCUCUUAGAUGUAUUUCAAGCUGUGAAGAGUUUACGGCUGCAAAGACCUCAUAUGGUGCAAACACUGGAACAGUAUGAAUUCUGCUACAAAGUGGUACAAGAUUUCAUUGAUAUAUUUUCUGAUUAUGCCAAUUUCAAGUGAAAACACCUGCCAUUUUUUUUAUUUAAUCAUCUGUACAAAGAUUUGUAAAUCAUGUUAAUUUAUUUCCAUUUUUUUUUAAAAAAAAAAUCUAAAUGUACAUAUGAUUAUGUAUGUUUUGCUUUGAAUGUCUCUUUAGGUGUAUGUAUGAUUCAAAUAAGCUUCAACCCUGAUCCAAAGGAGUAUGCACAGACUCUUUUCAUACAAUAAAAUAAACUUCUAGUCAGCUGUUUGGUGGCAAAAGGAAAAAGCUGAUUUAUGGGAUUUGUAUAGUUUUGAAAGGACUUAAUAUAUUCACCCCAGCUGGUUGAUAAAGGAGGAAAGUGGUAUACACAGAAUAUAAUUGCAUGUUGGACUACUCAUUCAGCUGAAGAAAUAUGUGCAAAAAACUGUGUCUGCAUGUGUAACAACCCUAUCUAGGUCAUUGCUUUGUGUUUUUGUUGCGUUUAAUUUUAAAUAACUGAGGCCCAUGUACAAUAUAGUGCAGUAUAUACUGUUGUGAAUACAGGCACAAUUCAGCCUAUGUUAGGCAUAUUUAAGACUCACUGAUUUCAGUGGGUUUAAUAAGCAUAUGCUUAAAUAUUUCCCAUUGAAAUUAAUGGGAUUUUGAGUCCAGCUAAAUGUUCAAAAGCACUGAUUCUGAAAUUAAACAGAUCAGUGGCUUGGAUGACAGCCCACUGAUCACUCUGAGCCCAUGUAAGAGCAAAAUAUAUUAAUAGAACUCCAAAUCUCCUUAAUUUUGGCUGAAUCUUUCCCAUAUUUUGCCUAAAUACAUGAAAAAUUGUGAUUCAUUAUCUCUAAUCUUAAAUUUGAAAUUAUAUAUUUUUAAUUUAUUGUAUAUAGUCCCUAUUAUUUAUAUAAAAAUAAUAAGGAAAAGAGUACAUUUUUAGAGCUAAAAAAAUCAUCUUGCUAUUAUUGAGCAAUAUUUUAUUUAAAGCAAGCAUCAUUUAAUGACUACACCACAAAGAUAUUAUACCAUCCAGACUGAAAGGAAUGUGGGCUUUCUACAAUAGACAGAAAAGUUCUUGAGUCUUCAUUUCAAUAAGAUUUACAUCUGUUUCUUAUUUUCUUAUGUUGAUGCUAUUGUGAUCAUUAACAUAUUUGAUCCUGAUACAACAUCACUAAUAUUAAUGUGGAAAAUUCACUGAAGUAGAUAAUAUACAAAGUGUGCUAGAAUAUGAAAAUAUUCGAAAUAUUUAUUUUUAUUUUAUCAAUACCAAUUAGAAUCAUUUGCCUUUUUGGUACUGUUUUGAUCUUUAUAGUUAAGCACAACUAGAAUAGAGAGGAACACAAAUCUUCCAUAAGCAACAACAUAAGAUAUCAUUUUAACUUUUUAAAAAAUGUAUAUUUUUAAAAAUAGGACUCUAGGAAAUUCUGUUUUAAUGCAAGUUCUCAAUUAAUACCAUAGUGUAAAUAUGGAUUUCUUAAAUUUACUUAAGUAGUAUUAAAAUAUAAUUUUAUCAUUUUAUUGCAUUAAGAGAAAAUAUAUUUAAUUUAUAAACUAGCUGAUCAAUAUUUGAUACUAUUUUGUAUCAAGAAAUUUUGUUUUGUUGUCAUAAAUAGCUAUAAAGCCAGAUACUACAGUUAUAUAAAGAAAAAAUGUAUCUCUUUAGUAAGCAAUCUAAAUUAAUUCAUCACUUGCAUCACCUUUAGUAGAAGGUAAUAAAACUUAAUAAAUAGCUAUCAUUUUUAAACCUAGUUGAAUGUCAAAUAUUCAAUAUUCAAUUCACAGUAAAGCCCUUAAUUAUUUGAGUUAUUUUGAUACACAAGGCACAUAAAAAAUAAUGAUUCCCUGCACUGUAUUCCCAAAUAUCCAGUUGCUCCUUCUCUCCAGAGUGCACAUUUAGUUCCAAAAUGAGCAAAGGUCUUUUUUCUAUUGUAAUGUGGCCUACAUGAAUCUAGAACUUAGAAGCCAGAUACCAGAAUACCUAUAGGUGUUCUGGUUGAGCUAUUCAUGUGCAAACACUCAUGUACUAAAAAGCACAAAACCCAAUCAUCUUGAUAGUACUUGUAUAGAAGUUGCACCAUAUAGUUCUAUCUUAUGGGCUGCUGCAAGAUUUCAAAGUUCUUACAACAGAAGAAACAUUUUCUUGAUACCAGCACAGACAAACAAUAAAAACAAAAUAGCAUAAACCUGGAUUCACGUAUGAUUAACUCCAUUGUUUUCAGGAAAUAGCAGAAGCUGCUACAAGAAGAAAGAGGAUAAAUUAUUUUUAUACUCUUUAUCUUAUAGUUUUUCACCCCCUCCAUUCCCCAUACAUUUUUAAAAUUAUUCUGGAACAAUGUAGGGAAUAGUAUAAGAAUAAAUAUGGAAAUAUUCUUAGAAAAGUCCACCCAUUCCUUCCUCUGUGGAGCAACUGAUAAAAAACUUUGCUCUGCAGAAAUAUGGAUCAUACCUAAAGUCUGAACAAAACUAGGAUGACAGUGAAGUAACAAAAUAGACAGAACAUUUUAUUUCCCCAUAUUUUAAAAGGUAUAUAUCUAAAAGCACAAACAUAAUUUAUAUAAAUUUAUAUACAAAUGUCUAUAGAAUAUGCAAUAUAUCUGGCUUGCCUGGUUGUUUUAUGAAUUAUAAAUGCCUUAUUAAAAUUAUGUAGACUGCAAAAUGGUCUUUCUACUUUAGAUGUUGUUCUUUUUAAUUCUACAUACAUUUAAAUUGUUUCUGAAAGGAGAAGAAAAAUUAAUACUUAUUAACCCAGAAGAUAACACAAUUUCCAUAUCAGGCCAAUUACUUUUAAUUGCUAAACUAUUUUAUGUUAGCAACUUAGAUAUUGUUUUUAAGGACAACUGUUUACAUCUUCUGGGGAAAAAAUCCUAUGUACAUACAAUUGUAUGCACAUAGGGAAUCAUUUUAUGAAGUGACUGAUAUUAACAAUUCUAACCUCAAAAAAAUGUUAUGUUAAGAAAUAUUGAGUAAACUUUCUAUAUUAGAAAAUUCUGAUAGAAUUUUUAAAAACUUUAGAAAAAUAAAUUUUCCAAUUUGAUAUAGACAAAAAUCCAUUGAGUCCAAAAGUUGAACAAUUUCCAUAAACUGCUUUGGAAAAUGCUGCUAGCAACCUUAGAAAUAUCAAACAUUUUCUACAUGAGUUAAGUAGAAAUUAACCCUGGCAAUUUUUUGUCCCAGCUGUUUUUCUAUAAAAGGGUCAUUUUAUAUAGAUUGUGGAUGGGAUGCGGACCUGAGAUUAACAUCAGAAAUUAUUUUAAGCAUCUUGAAAUUUUGAACAAAAUACAUGUCUUUCAUCUGUCUUGAUUCCUCAGUUCCUUCCUAAGGAUCUAUCCAAAUACAGUAGCAACUUUGCACUUUAUAUAAAACAAUCACUAGUUUAAUCCAUAUCCCUAGAUAAAUCCAGGGUACUACAACUGGCUGAUGUUUAUUCAUCCAUGCCCAUAACAGUGAGGGGUGUCUGGUGGUCUCUGAGCUUGGUUGUUUUUGGGCAGACGCUUCAUUACCCAAACUAGGUAACAACAUCAGUGCUAGUAAGGGAGCCUUACUCUUACUAGUGCAGAUGAUACCUAAUUUAAGUAAUGAAACAGCUGCAAGAAAACAACCAUGCUCAGAGAGCACCAAAGACCCCUCAUUCCAACCUGAGCUACAAUAUUCUUCUUUAUCGGUACCAUACCAGUGAGUUCUUGCUGCUUACUAUAUAAACUGGCACCACCCAGAUGUAUAGUACUUUAUCUCCUACUCAAAGAUUAAUGAUUGUAUCAUUGUUGGAAAAAUUAUGGGACUCCAACACAUUUGGAGGAAACUACAUUUGGAAAGUUCUGUAAAGUAACUGCACCUAUGUGAAUCACUUAAGGGAUAGCAUUACACAUUGUAUUUAAAUUACCCAUCAAAAACCAAGAAAAAUCCUGCUUGUUGUAGACAUAUGCUUCAAUGUUAAAAACAAAACAAAACAGAACUGUUAUUCUAUAAAAUAAUAGAGAAACAAAACCUGUCAAAAAUGCACAUAAGGUCCAUGAAUGAAAAGGACUGAUUUCAACUGAGCAGACUGUAGUUUAGGAUUCAACUGUGGAGUCCUUGAUGCUGUCUGAAUUUAGUUGUGUGCUUGAUGAUGUUUCAUUCUUUGACCACGUAGAUAACAUCUUCAGUGCUAGAAGGGAGUGGAGUUUCCCUGUUAUACUGUUUACAGUAGCUUACCCAAUCAGUGUUGGUAGGAUUUUUCUUUUCUUUUCUUGUAGUUCUUUGAUUAGGCUGUUUGCUGACUGAAUUGGUAGUUCCUUGAUUAGGGUAUUUUUUUUUAUUGCUUGAUUGUUUAUCUGGUUUUAAUCCUGGUGUUUUCCUUGCUGAUUGCUACUGAACUGUUCUGGUCUUUUUGUUUCUUUUUUAUUGUCUCUUUUGAAUGGCAGGAAAACUACUGUAUAUAAGUAGAGAGCAAACCUCACUUAUUCUAGAACUGAAGAUGUUAUCUAAUCAGGUAACAAAACAUCUGCAAGCAAACAGUUAAGCUAUGAGAAAUUCAGAAACCUGAAUACUUGGAAUUGGUGCAAUAUAACUAGUAAUUCAAAAUAUAAAUCAAAAUAAUCUUCUCCUAACAUAACAUUUCUUCUACAAUAGCUGAUUUUAAAUAAUUAUGUUGGAUUCUAGGAGAAAAAAACCCAAAUAUACUAUACAGUAUAUUUGGUUCUGUGUAAUUCCAUUUGAUGCCAAUAUUUGUUCUGUGUAUAAAAAAUUUAAUUCUGAAUCUAACAAUACAGGUAGUCCUAGACUUACAACCACAAUUGAGCCCAACAUUUCUGUUGUUAAGUGAGACAUUUGUUAAAUGAGUUUUGGCUCAUUUACGACCAUUCUUGCCAAAGUUGUUAAGUGAAUCACUGCAGUUGUUAAGUUAGUAGUAAGGUUAUUAAAUGAAUCUGUCUUCCCCAUUGACUAUGCUUGUCAGAAGGUUGCAAAAGAUGAUCACAUGAUUGCAAGAGACUGUAAUCAUCAUAAAUAUGAACCAGUUGCCAAGUGUCUAAAUUUUGAUCACAUGACCACGGGGAUGCUGCAACGGUUGUAAAUAUGAAAAAUGGUCAUAAGUCACUUUUUUCAGUGCCAUUGUAACUUUGAACUGUGACUAAACAAAUUGUUGUAAGUCCAGGACUACCAGUAAUAGAAAGGUUACAGGGUUGAAGAUUGAAGCAUUAGAGAAUUUAAUUUGGGGUUCAGAAAUUUUUAAUCAGAUCAGGCUACUUAUUAUACUUUAUAUAGCAUACAAUAUUUUUCAUGCUUUGUUUUACACUGAAUGAAACAUCAUUAAUAAAUGCCAAAUAAAGAUUAGAAAUUAUAUAUUCUGAUCUGCAUAACAGUCACUAUGUGAUUGACUUUGUCUUAUGCAGUAAUAGACACUGAUUACCAAAGUUUUAAGUUCCGGUUUAACUUGGAACACGUGAACAACUAGAAAUAUUAAAGCCAUUUAAUUCAAACUAUGUUUCUAGAAAAAUCCUGCAUUCAUCAACAAUAUAUCAGAAGUUCAUUAAGGAGAAAAUUAUUAACUAAGCAAUUAGCUAACCAAAAUAAAAGAUUAUAAAUUGCUUUUUAUAUUCCCUUUCAAUGCAAAACACAGGAGUUAGACAUAUUCUACAUAUGCCUGGGAUGAGGGAUGGGCAGUCUUGACUAACAGCUGCUAUUUAGAAAACUGCUGAAUAGCUCUCAUAACACACAUCUGUAUGUAAACAUGUUGGCAUGAUGCCAAAGGGACCCAGUUUUGAGCUACUACUUGGUUGCUUACAGAUGUGCUUCAGAUAAAUAUUGCCAUGGGAUUUGUACCAGUCAACUACUAAAUUAAUUGAAGAUUAAAUUAGUCCGGAUACUGUUGUGAGACUUGGAUAGCCUAAAUCUGUAUUUGCCCUGCCUGUCCUCUUCCAUUUUCCUAUAUAAAGGCGACUGUGCUUGGUAAGAGGUAGUUAUGAGCUAACUACCUAAAGAGCUGCAGUGGCACAAUGUUAGAAUGCAGUACUGCAGGCUAUUUCUGCUGGCUGCCUGCAAUUUAGCAGUUAAAAUCUCACCAGGCUCAAGGUUGACUCAGCCUUCCAUCCUUCUGAGGUCAGUAAAAUGAGGACCCAGAUUGUUGGGGGCAAUAUGUUGACUCUGAAAACUGCUUAGAGAGGGCUGUAAAGCACUGUGAAGCUGUAUAUAAGUCUAAAUGCUAUUGCUAUUGUUAACUAGUCUCUUAGAGACAGCCCAACUCAGAGUUCACUUUAGCCAGUCAAUUAAUCUUUGAUGCAGAAAAGUUAAACAAGCACAUGUUUUCUCUUUAAGAAAGAAACUCUAUUGGGUAUUAUUCCAAGUCACACUAGAAAUGGUUUAUGAAGAAGAAAGAGGAUCAGUCUGGUGCAUUGGCUAAGGCACCUAGCUAGAGACUGUGAAUUCUAGGCCCAUCUUAGGCAAAAAGCCAACUGCAUGACUUUGGGCCAGUCACUUUCAUACCUAGGAAGAACACAGUAGCAAACCACUUCCAAAAGAUGUUGCCAAGAAAACUACAGGGAAUCAAGAAUGAAUGGAAGGCACCCUCCCCCACUCCAAAAAAGAAGGAAAAGGUUCUGUUGAAUACUUUUGUCUUAAGGAUAGCUUUGGCGCUUUGGCCUCUAUUCCUAGCAGUCUCUGAGAGAUUUUAAGUUCUUGCACUGAUGGACAUUUAAUCUCUCUUCAUAACUUUAUCCUGAAUUUGCAAAGGUUGCAGAUUAAUUUUUGAGUAUCUCCAUUAUGCACUAGGUCUUAUUUGGAGUAACGCCGGGAAAGGAUUGGUAGAGCUAUAUGCAGGUAUUUUUCGAAGUAUAGGUAAAGUAAACAAUUUGGUGAGGACCAUGGAAGUGUAAGCAAGUGCUACAGUAUGCCUGCUUACCAUAUUGUAAGUGUAUUUAUCAUCCUAUCCAAAACUACAUCUACAGCUUGUGAGUUGGAUUAUGACCAACAUUGCAGAAAGUACUCAAAGCACAUAAAAUAGGCUUGCUUAUCGCAGCAUUUCAAAUCACUGCAUAACGCAAAUGCAUUUGGAAGCAGCCAAGUGCUUGAGGAAGUUGAAAAUCAUACAUGCAUAUCAAUUAUAUCAUCAUAGCUCUUCUGAACUGCAGUGAAAUACCUGGAUGGGGCUUUUCUAUUUUUUGUGCUUGAUGAGAAUGUUUCACAAUAAUUACGUGUAUCUAUGGUUCUUUUAUAUUUAUCUACAAGCCUACUGCCAUCUGUGACACACAGCCCAGAAAAUUCAGAGGACAGCCUUGGUUCAGUGGUAUACAUGCUUUAUAUAGGCUCAUAUCUACAGUAACCAUUAGAAACUAACGUGAAAAAAGAUUCUUGUUAAUGGUUUCAAAUACACUUAAUACUUGAAUUAUAAAGGCUCUAAAGAAGAAUGCCUAUCAUAUCGAUCAUUUUGAAAAGGAUGUUUAUGAAUCUGUUUUAAAAAGAGUUUGAAUCUUUGUUCCAGGAGUUUGAAAUGUUUACUUUAGGCAUUGUAAUUUGUAAUGUAUUGCUACUGAACCUUUUUUAUGUACAUGCUAAACCCUAUUUAAUUUAUGUCAAGGACGUUUUAUGUAUGUAAUAUAGUGAUAUUUUCUUUUAUUACAUUUAUAAUUUGAUCUCGCUGUACAGUAUUUAUAAUUCCAGUGAAUGUUGCUGAAUUAUUUGUAUAUGCAGACCGCAAAUCUAAUAAUUCCAAUGCAAGAACAAAGGCUUCAUUUUA
Pantherophis guttatus is the source of this 9996-nucleotide messenger RNA. It is a transcript of the gene PTPRE, whose product is annotated as protein tyrosine phosphatase receptor type E. The record is from RefSeq and is a predicted model, not a curated record. Gene Ontology annotation, biological process: protein dephosphorylation. Gene Ontology annotation, molecular function: protein tyrosine phosphatase activity. Lineage: Eukaryota; Metazoa; Chordata; Lepidosauria; Squamata; Colubridae.